Notothenia coriiceps (black rockcod) is the source of this 3114-nucleotide messenger RNA. Its product is annotated as nesprin-1-like. NCBI's taxonomy places the organism in Eukaryota, Metazoa, Chordata, Actinopteri, Perciformes, Nototheniidae. The record is from RefSeq and is a predicted model, not a curated record. The annotation marks the transcript as partial. The transcript has 6 exons.
GGACAGGAGACAGAUAGCAGACUGACGGAGGGACAGGAGACAGAUAGCAGACUGACGGAGGGACAGGAGUCUCCAGAACUGGCAGAGCUGGAGCGCCUGCGUCUGCGCUGGCUGGAUCUGCGCAGCCAGGCCCAGCAGCUGCAGGUCCAGAGGGAGGAGGAUCUGCAGCGAGCCGCAGAGUAUCAUCUCUGCAUCUCUGCUGUGGAGACGCUGUUCGAACAGGUCUCCAGAGACUGGGACAACCUGGCCAGGACGGAUGCAGAGAGCUCCUCUCAGCACCUGGAGGCCCUGCGGAGGCUGGCGGUGGCCCUGGAGGAGCAGAAGGGAACCCUGGAGGCCCUGAAGGAGCAGAAGCAGAAGGUGGUGCAGCAGCUGAACCUGGACGAUAAGGAGCUGGUGAAGGAGCAGAUCAGCCACUUCGAGCAGCGCUGGGCUCAGAUGCAGAGCCUGAUCCAGAGGAAGAUCCAGGACUCCGUGCUGACGCUGGAGGAGAUGGGCCAGGUGGAGGCCCGGCUCAGGGAGGCGCGUGAUUGGGCGGAGGAGCAGCAGCCCGCCCUAUCAGAGGCCAUGAAGAUGAGCCCGCCCCCGGAGCUGGCGCAGAGCUUCCUGUUCGAUCACCUGAGCGUCUGCAGCGAACUGGAGGCCAAACAGCUGAUCCUGGAUCAGGCCACGGCAGAUUCUGACCGGGUUCUGGCCCGCCUCGGACUCAGAGAGCGGCAACGCCUCCAACAGCUGAUCAGCUCCACCCAGGCCGAGGUGGAGAACCUGAGCGUGAAGGUGGUGCAGCGCAGGAAGCACCUGAGCAAGGCGUUCACAGAGCGGAGUCAGUUCCUGAUGGCGGUGGGGCAGUCGAUCUCCUGGGUUCAGCAGAACGAGAAGAAGGCUCAGGCUGAGGAACACGUUGCUCUGUUACCUGAAGACCUGUCCAAACAGGUGAGGACCUGCAGGAACAUCCAGAGCAGCCUGAAGGCCUACCAGAGCGAGCUGACCUCCCUGUGGGCGCAGGGCCGAGACCUGAUGAGGGGCGCCAGCGACGAGGAGAGGAACGAGAUCCUCUCCAAGCUGCAGGAGCUCCAGAACAUCUUCGACAAAACGCUGCACCGCUGCGGACAGAAGCUGCAGGAGCUGGAGAAGGUUCUGGUCUCAAGGAAGUACUUCAAGUCCGACCUGGAGAGGAUCUGCGUGUGGAUCAAACAGGCCGACAUCAUCACCUUCCCCGAGAUCAACCUGAUGGUGGGAGACGGCGAGCUGGAGGCGCAGCUGCUGAAGUACGAGCAGAUCGUGGAGCAGGCGAUGGAGAACGAGAACUUGCUGCUGAUCGUAGAGCGCGCCGGGCAGGAGAUCCUCCCCAGUCUCAACGAGCUGGACCACUGCUACCUGGACGAGAAGCUGAACACGCUGCCGCAGCAGUACAACAGCAUCCUCGCGCUCGCCAGGGAGAAGCAGGAGAAGAUCCAGCAGGCCAUCCUCACCCGCAACGAGUACACCUCCUUCAUAGACGUGACCCACAAGGCCCUGCAGGAGCUGGAGGAGCAGUUCAGCAGCCUGGGGAAGCAGCCGGUGGGCCUGCAGACGGAGGAGGUGGAGAGUCUGCAAAGAGACUACAGAUCCCUGCAGAGCGAUUUGAUCCGUCUGGGACUCGCCGUCAGUGAGCUGAACCAGAAGAAGGAGGGCUUCAGGAGCACCGGGCAGCCCUGGCGCCCCGAGGAGAUGACCACGCUGGUGAGUCUGUACAACGGACUGAAGAGGCUGGUGGAGCAGAAGGUGGAGCAUCUGGACGAGACGCUGGAGUCCUUCGAGGACCACAAAGCCAUGGCCCUGCAGGUGGACUCGCAGCUGAAGGCCACCAAGGAGCAGCUGGUGAAAGUGAACGAGGAGACUCAGUCCGCGGAGGAACGGCUGAAGAACUACCACACUCUGGCCGGGAGUUUGCAGAGCGCUAACUCUCAUUUGUCGCGUUUGAUGGAGCAGAUGGACACUCUGGCUCCUCGGGUGGAGCAGGGAGCACAGGAUGCCUCCAAGGAGCAGGUGGUGCUGUGGCAGGAGGAGCUGAGGUCCCUGCAGGCGGCCGUAGGAGAUCUGAUCGAAGAGUGCGAGACCCGCUUCGUGCAGAGUAAGGACUUUGAGACGGAGAUGGAGCGGACGCUGGAGUGGCUUCAGAGGGUCAGGGACGAGCUGGACUGCGCUGUGAUCGUGGAUGUGAGGGUGGAGAAGGUGCAGGAGGAGAUCCGGAAGCAGCAGAUCAUGCAGGAGGAGGUGCAGUCGAGGCUGAGGAUCGUGGCGGCACUCAGCAGUCGGGAGAAACAGACGUAUAUCGGUGCCAACGAGCUGGUGCCCGGACACGUGGACAACAGUCUGCAGGAGAUGGCCAAACUGCAGGCGGACGUACAGAAGGCUCUGAGCUCCAAGCAGAUCACCCUGGAGGAGGCUCUGGGUCUCUGCCAGCAGUACCACUUCAGGAUGCAGGCGGCCUGUGAGUGGCUGGAAGACGCCGUGUCCUUCCUGCAGGAGGCGGGGCUUGGCGUGGACGUGGAAAACUACGAGGAGUGUCUCCGUCAGCAGGAGGACAUCAUGAACACGGAGCAGGAGUUCCUCCUCCACCUGCAGGAGCUCCAGAGCCUCCUGCCCCCCCUGCAGAGCCUCGUGAACCCCACCGCCCGCGAGCAGCUGCUCCUCAGCCUGGAGUCGGCCCGGCAGAGAGGGGGCGAGGUCCGGGACCAGCUGCAGUGCCACCAGGACGUCCUGCAGAGCUGUGUGUGUCAGUGGAAGUCGUACCAGGAGGCUCGGCAGACGGUCAUCGAGCUUAUGAACGAGGCGGAGAAGAAGCUGACGGAGUUUUCCACCGCCAAGGCAGCGACCAGCGAGGAGGCCGAGGAGAAGCUGUGCAAACACCGGUCUCUGGUGUCGCUGGUGAACGGCUUCCAGGAGAAGCUGCGCCUCCUGGAGGAGCAGGCGUCUCAGCUGGAGCUGGUGGGCAGCGACGCCUCGAAGGCCACCAUCAGCCGCUCGAUGACCACCGUGUGGCAGCGCUGGACCCGCCUGAGGAGCGUGGCCCGGGGCCGAGAGACGGUGCUGGAGGACACGGCGCAGGACUGGAGGACCUUCAGGGAGAAG